GAAGAGGCGGAGCUCGCGGAGGAAGUCUGCAAUCGUCUCUGCUCGCUGUCUGGGCCGAAGGAGGGGCUUGCUGGUCGGGGAAAGGCUGGAUGUCCAGCGGCAUCGACCGGGUGCUGUCGGCGCCGGGGUCCUGGGCCGGGCCGCCAUAGUGCGUGAGACCGUGGACUUGGCGUGGGUGAGACGGUUUAAGCGGAAGCAUCUUACAGUGGUUGACUGCCAGCAUUUGGCCCAGAGUCAUUUGGCUGUGACUCAGCCCUUCAGUCAGAGAUGGACAAACAGAGACCCUAACCAUGGUCUCUAUCCUAGACCCAGAACAAAAGGACGGAAUAGAGGUGGAGGAUGUCAGAGAUAUAUUUCUGAGUUCUUCGUAGCUGGCCACCAUCAUUGUACCAAUGACAUGGCCAAAAGCAAUUCUGUUGGCCAGGACAGCUGUCAGGACUCUGAGGGUGAUAUGAUUUUUCCUGCAGAGAGCAGUUGUACUCUGCCUCAGGUCGAUAAUGGAGAAGUGAGGCUGGGCUCAUCAGGAUCUGCUCAGCCGGCCAGGAAGCGCUCUCACUCCUCUGAGGAAGCCACAGAGAGCGGUCAGUGGGAUGGAGUUACUAAAAAGACACCACGCCAUCGUUUGUACCCAGCAUGUGCAAGGCUUAGGGAGGCCAGGCAAGAAGCAGAAGAUGGUUUGUCACAGUGCUCUCCGGUGCCUGGAGAAGCUGGCCGAGACAUUGAGGACAUUGGUCCAGAUCCCUUGCCUGAUUCAUACUAUGGGCUUCUUGGAACGUUGCCUUGCCAGGAAGUGCCCAGCCACAUUUGCAGGCUGCCAAGUGAAGUCCUGAGGCAUAUCUUUGCUUUCCUGCCAGUGGAGGACCUCUACUGGAACCUCAGCCUGGUGUGCCACCUGUGGAGGGAAAUAAUCAGUGACCCGCUGUUCAUUCCUUGGAAGAAGCUGUAUCAUCGGUACUUGAUCAACGAAGAACAGGCUGUCAGCAAGGUGGAUGGCAUUCUCUCGAGCCAUGGCAUAGAAAAGGAUUCAGACUUAUGUGUGCUGAACCUCAUACGAUACACAGCCACCACCAAAUGCUCCCCAAGUGUCGACCCUGAGAGGGUGUUGUGGAGCCUGAGGGAUCACCCUCUACUUUUGGAGGCUGAGGCGUGCAUGCGUCAACAACUACCUGACCUCUAUGCAGCUGCUGGGGGCAUUAACGUCUGGGCCUUGGUGGCAGCCAUGGUGCUCCUCUCCAGCUGUGUGAACGACAUCCAGCAUCUGCUCUUCUGCCUCAGGAGACCCAGCUCCACAGUGACCAUGCCAGACAUCACCGAGACCUUAUACUGCAUCGCUGUGCUCCUUUAUGCCAUGAGAGAGAAGGGGAUUAACAUCAGCAAUAGGAUUCACUACAACAUUUUCUAUUGCCUAUAUCUUCAGGAGAAUUCCUGUACUCAGGCCACCAAAGUUACAGAGGAGCCAUCAGUCUGGCCAGGCAAGAAAACAUCUAUCCAACUAACACAUGAACAACAGCUGAUUUUGAACCAUAAGAUGGAGCCUCUCCAGGUGGUAAAAAUUAUGGCAUUUGCAGGCACCGGGAAGACUUCUACACUGGUCAAGUAUGCUGAGAAGUGGUCUCAGAGCAGGUUUCUGUAUGUCACGUUCAACAAGAGCAUCGCAAAGCAGGCAGAGCUUGUCUUCCCCAGCAACGUCAUCUGCAAAACCUUCCACUCCAUGGCCUACAGUCAUGUUGGGCGGAAGUACCAGCUGAAGAAGAAGUUGAAUCUCUUCAAGUUAACGCCCUUCAUGGUCAACUCCGUCCUUGCUGAAGGAAAAGGUGGAUUUAUAAGGGCCAAGUUAGUGUGUAAGACUUUAGAAAACUUCUUUGCAUCAGCUGAUGAAGAGCUAACUAUUGAUCAUGUGCCCAUUUGGUGCAAAAAUAGCCAAGGACAGAGAGUCAUGGUUGAACAGAGUGAGAAGCUGAAUGGUGUUCUUGAAGCAAGCCGACUUUGGGACAACAUGCGGAAGCUGGGGGAAUGCAAAGAAGAGGCAUACCAAAUGACACAUGAUGGCUAUUUGAAACUCUGGCAGCUGAGCAAACCUUUGCUGGCCUCUUUUGACGCCAUCUUUGUGGAUGAGGCCCAGGACUGUACCCCAGCUAUCAUGAACAUAGUUCUGUCUCAGCCAUGUGGAAAGAUCUUUGUAGGGGACCCCCACCAACAGAUCUAUACCUUCCGAGGUGCAGUGAACGCUCUGUUCACAGUCCCCCACACUCACGUCUUCUAUCUCACACAGAGUUUUAGAUUUGGUGUGGAAAUAGCCUACGUGGGAGCUACCAUUUUGGAUGUCUGCAAGAGAGUCAGGAAAAAGACGUUGGUUGGAGGGAACCAUCAGAGUGGCAUAAGAGGUGAUGUAAAGGGACAAGUGGCUCUGCUGUCCAGGACCAAUGCCAAUGUGUUUGAUGAGGCUGUCCGGGUAACAGAAGGAGAGUCACCUGCAAGGAUACAUUUGAUCGGGGGGAUUAAAUCGUUUGGAUUGGACAGAAUCAUUGACAUUUGGACCCUUCUUCAGCCAGAGGAAGAGCGGAGGAAGCGAGACCUCAUCAUUAAAGACAGGUUCAUCAGAAGAUGGGUGCAUAAAGAAGGCUUCGGUGGCUUCAAGAGGUAUGUGACUGCUGCAGAGGACAAGGAGCUGGAAGCCAAGAUCGCCGUAGUUGAAAAAUACAAUAUCAGGAUUCCAGAACUGGUAGAAAGGAUAGAGAGAUGCCACAUAGAAGAUUUGGAUUUUGCAGAGUACAUUUUGGGCACUGUGCACAAAGCCAAAGGGUUAGAGUUUGACACUGUGCAUGUGUUGGAUGAUUUCGUGAAAGUGCCUUGUGCCAGGCAUAAUCUUGCCCAGCUUCCUCACUUCAGAGUUGAGUCGUUUUCUGAGGAUGAAUGGAAUUUACUAUAUGUUGCUGUUACUCGUGCCAAGAAGCGGCUCAUAAUGACCAAAUCACUGGAGAACAUCCUGACUCUGGCUGGGGAGUAUUUUUUGCAAGCAGAGCUGACAAGUAACGUUCUGAAAACAGGAGUGGUCCACUGCUGUGUGGGUCAGUGCAAUAACACCAUCCCUGUGGACACCAUCCUUACCAUGAAGAAACUGCCUAUCACUUAUAGCAACAGGAAGGAAAACAAGGGUGGCUACCUCUGCCACUCAUGUGCAGAACAGCGGAUUGGGCCUUUGGCAUUCCUGACUGCCUCCCCAGAGCAGGUGCGCGCCAUGGAACGCACUGUGGAAGACAUAGUGCUGCCCAGGCAUGAAGCCCUGCUCUUCCUUGUCUUCUGAGGCUGUGAUUCCACGUGCUGAAGCAGCCAUUCUGGCUGCAUUCCUCCUCAGGAGACUCACAGCAUCUCUGAGGAGGAAGAUACCAACCAGAGUUGGACCUGCCAUUUCUCUGUUCCUUACAGAUAGCCAGUUCCCACUUGCCUGUACUCCACAUGCAUCAGGUCAGGGAAGUGGAAGUUCUUUUGAUAAAAAAUCAUUUUAUGUAUUUAAACUUUUAUUACAAGGUUUCAAUUAAACAGGCAUGGCCCAGUGGCGUGCCACCAUGAAGUCUAGCUUCA
Molecule: messenger RNA, 3582 nt
Organism: Arvicanthis niloticus (Nile rat)
Lineage: Eukaryota; Metazoa; Chordata; Mammalia; Rodentia; Muridae
Gene: Fbh1
Product: F-box DNA helicase 1
Biological process (GO): replication fork processing; double-strand break repair via homologous recombination
Cellular component (GO): nucleus
Molecular function (GO): DNA binding; protein binding; 3'-5' DNA helicase activity
Source: RefSeq, a predicted model, not a curated record